This is a messenger RNA of Boleophthalmus pectinirostris (great blue-spotted mudskipper), 1721 nucleotides long. It is a transcript of the gene capzb, whose product is annotated as capping actin protein of muscle Z-line subunit beta. Gene Ontology annotation, biological process: actin cytoskeleton organization; cell morphogenesis; barbed-end actin filament capping. Bases 208 to 1026 code for a protein of 272 amino acids. Gene Ontology annotation, cellular component: F-actin capping protein complex; cytoplasm. Lineage: Eukaryota; Metazoa; Chordata; Actinopteri; Gobiiformes; Gobiidae. The record is from RefSeq and is a predicted model, not a curated record. Gene Ontology annotation, molecular function: actin filament binding. The transcript is spliced from 9 exons.
GUGACUACAGCCUGCUUCCUGUAGCCUGGUUGAGGAAGUGGAUUCCGCUGACAGGGUUGGGCACAGUGAGGGAGAGGCGAAUAAAACAUCUAAACAGGGCAACAAAAAGCAACCCAACACGGAAUAACCCGUGCAGUCGCUGCAGAGUUUAGGAUUACUGUCACCGUGCUUCCGUGACCGCAGAGUCAGCCUCAGUCCGCCGCAAACAUGACUGAUUCACAGCUGGACUGUGCCCUGGAUCUGAUGAGGCGCCUGCCUCCUCAGCAGAUCGAGAAGAACCUCAGUGACCUCAUCGACCUGGUGCCCGAACUGUGUGAGGAUCUACUCUCCUCCGUGGACCAGCCCCUGAAGAUCGCCAGAGAUAAAGUCGUGGGAAAAGACUACCUCCUGUGUGACUACAAUCGAGAUGGCGACUCCUACAGGUCCCCCUGGAGUAAUAAGUACGACCCUUACAUUGAAGAUGGUGCGAUGCCAUCUGCUCGCCUGAGGAAAUUGGAGGUGGAGGCAAACAAUGCCUUCGACCAGUACAGAGAUCUGUACUUUGAGGGGGGGGUGUCCUCUGUGUACCUCUGGGAUUUGGAUCAUGGCUUUGCAGGCGUUAUUCUCAUCAAGAAGGCAGGCGACGGAUCCAAGAAGAUCAAAGGGUGCUGGGACUCCAUCCAUGUGGUGGAGGUGCAGGAGAAGUCUAGUGGCCGUACUGCGCAUUACAAACUCACUUCCACUGUCAUGCUUUGGCUUCAGACAACUAAGACCACCUCUGGUACCAUGAAUCUGGGUGGCAGCCUCACACGACAGGUUGAAAAAGAUGAAACAGUUGGAGAAUCCUCACCUCACAUCGCUAACAUCGGCCGCCUUGUUGAAGACAUGGAGAAUAAGAUCCGCUCUACACUGAAUGAAAUCUACUUUGGGAAGACUAAAGACAUUGUCAAUGGCCUAAGGAGCGUAACACCUCUGGCCGAUAAGCCAAUGCAGGCGUCUCUGAAGAAUGACCUGAUGGAGGCACUCAGGCAAAGGCAGCAGCAGUAGAAGAAAUCCCCUCUGUUCUGUUCUUUGUCUGCUCCUCUCUCGUUCAGCCAAUGUUUUGUUCGUCAUCUCCCUCCAUGUCUGUUUCAGUGCUGCACUCUCAUUUAAUUGUGGGGAAAAAAAGGAGAAAAUGCUUAGCUUUUUAUUUGUUUUUUUGUUUAAUUUGUUGCCAUGAAGCCAUUCACACACUCACCUGUCUGUCUUCCCUCCCUAAUCUGAAUAUUAAGAUAGUAUUACAACGGUUUAUGAUAAUCUUUGCAGUGUGAGGGCCACUGUAGUUAUAAUCCCUAAUAGUGGAUUUGGACACAAACUGCUUUGUUGGCAGUGUAUCUGUUUUUGUCAUAUACAUCAGAUUAAUUUACUGCACCUUUUUACCUAUAGCACCCUCUAAUAUAUUUGUAUAGUAUCUUUCUUUCAUCUGAAAAAGGUGCAGAAGUCAUCACAUGGGGUCAGCUGUUGUAUUGUCUCCUCUCACUGUAUAAUAAUACCCAGUCAGUUCACUCCUCCGGUUUGGCUCAUCCCACUCCCAUCUCAUCAUGUAUGUCUUUAUUGGGGGUCACUGUUUGUCCUUUGUUUCCAUUUUGGAGGGGAAUCUUUUGUUGAUUUUUGUUUUGUUUUGUUUUUUGUUUUUAUUUUGUAAAGCUUACGAUUGAUAUUGUAUUAGAGCCUCCAGCAACAAUAAAAACUGUAAAAAGCUA